ACCACCAAGACUAGCUACGAUGGCUUUCUCGGGGGCGUUGACGUUGACGGACCUCAACGACUAUCUGGGCCCAUCGCAAGCAUGCAUCAAGCCCGUCGAGGGCAAAGAUGCGCCCCAGCCAGAGUCUGCCGUCGAAGGCGCUGGCGCGUCAACGGAGAUAGCCAUUGACGAAUCGGGCGACUACUACGAGUCAUCGUCGAGACCCGCGGCUGCUACUGCUUCGACGUUGGCAGGCGACAAGCAGCCACGGGCUCGCACGAAGCUCGAGACGGCCGAGAUCAGCCUCAACGAUUGCCUGGCCUGCAGCGGGUGCGUGACGAGCGCCGAGAGCGUCCUGAUUGGGAUGCAGUCGACCGACGAGCUCAGGCGUGUGGUCCAGGAGAAGCGGAGCGAGGGCAAAGCACUCCGGCUCGUCGCUUCCAUCUCUCCGCAGACGCUCGCCUCCAUCUCGGCUCGGUACUCGCUGGGAAGAGAGAGCUUCAUCCCGCUCGAUAGACUGCUCAGGCGAAUCGAACGAUACCUGACCACCCGGCUUGAUUUCGACGUUGUCAUGGAUACCACUUUCGCUCGGCAUCUCUCGCUGCAAGAGCACGUUACUGAGUUUCAAGAGAGGACAGUGGCGAUGAAGAAGGAGGAGAGAAGCGAGCCGCUGCUGCCGAUGCUUGCGAGCGCCUGCCCCGGGUGGAUCUGCUACGCGGAAAAGACACACGGCGAGCUGCUUCCCCUGAUCAGCAAGACGAGAUCGCCACAGCAGAUGGCAGGUCUGCUUGCCAAGCGCUACCUCUACGAAGACCAAUCAACAAGCGUAUACCACGUCACCGUUAUGCCGUGCUAUGACAAGAAGCUCGAAGCAUCCCGGCAGGACUUCUUUGACGACGUCACAUCGACGAGGGACGUCGAUUGCGUCAUCACCACGGGCGAGCUCGAUGGGAUGAUGCGAGACGAUGGCUUCGACGUGACUGCGCCUAUAGACGGGGAGGAUCGGGUCGUUGGACAGGAGGAUGCGAUCAUGACGCCGCCGCCGUCGGACUCUUCAUGUGACACCGGCAGUGUCGUCGAACCACGAGCCAUCCCGAGCAUGCUCCAGCACCCUGGCUCCUCGUCGGGCUCCUACCUCUUUGAGCUUAUGCGGCAGCUCUGGGUCAGUCAUCUCUCUUCUGCUCCUUCGUCCUCGACGUCGACUCUGCCUAAGCUGUCUGUCAGGACGAUCAGAUCGGCAGACUACACCGAGUACAUUCUUCGUGCACCACCUGGCCCAGAUGCCGCCGUAGGCGACAUUCUCUUCAAGGGUGCGCAAUGCUACGGGUUUCGCAACCUUCAGAACCUCGUCAGGAAGGUCCAGAAGCAGACUGGCCUGAAGAGCAAAAAGGCUGCCGCUGCCUCGAGGAUCGACGCAACUUUUGCCGAUGACGCCGGACGUCAAAGUCCGGCGGCUGGCGGUCGAGGGGCGAGAGGGAGGGGCAUGAGGAUGAACGCUGCGGGACGAGGUGGAAUGGUGAGAAGAGGCGGGGCGAUGAACGGACAGAGGGCGCAGGAGAUCGUCAAGAAACCGUCGCCGGAAGAAGAGGAGGAAGCAAGGCCGUAUGACUACAUUGAGGUCAUGGCCUGCCCUGGAGGAUGUGUCAAUGGCGGUGGUCAGCUUCGCCCGCCAAGUGGCGCCAACGGAAUCGAGGGGCAAGACCAGAUGCAGAGCAACAAUUCCUUGACGGCAAGGACCAUUACCACGGAAGUGACGGAGGCCAUUGUAGAAUCUGCCACACCUCCAACCCAGCUCGAUCCGGAAGGCUACCAAAACGGAUGGGCGAGCAAUGGACGAGAAGCUGGACAAGAAGACGACGAAGGAAUGGACGUGGACGACGUUGAGGAGCACAAGGUCCAGAGCCAAGGAUGGCAGGGCACAUCCAAGGAUUGGGUCAAGCGUGUGGAACGAGCGUACUGGGGCGGGACGGCGGUAGGGGGAUCUUCUGGAGCAGCCAGCCCACAUGGAAUUCAAGCCAUCGAGGGUGGUGGUGAUGUCUCCAAGCGAAUUCUCGGCGCUCUGACUACAAAUGCAGAGGCUCGCAAGGGUCUUGACACAGAGGCAGCAGCAGGCGCACUCGCGCAUGCUGUUCGGAAGCAUCUCUGUGGUGAAAGCAACGAACAAAGGCACAAGCUUUUUCGGACAGAGUACCGCGGUGUUCAAGACGAAGCCGUCAGUGGUCUGGCCGUCCAGUGGUAGCUUCCUGUUUGUAUCUGCUGCACUAUCAAGUCAAUAACUUCAAACGCCCCUGGAACACGAGCACAUGAAAUAACUUGUUCCUGAG
This is a messenger RNA of Acaromyces ingoldii, 2303 nucleotides long. Its product is annotated as iron hydrogenase. NCBI's taxonomy places the organism in Eukaryota, Fungi, Basidiomycota, Exobasidiomycetes, Exobasidiales, Cryptobasidiaceae. Gene Ontology annotation, molecular function: 4 iron, 4 sulfur cluster binding. Gene Ontology annotation, biological process: iron-sulfur cluster assembly. The record is from RefSeq and is a predicted model, not a curated record. The transcript has a single exon. Gene Ontology annotation, cellular component: cytosolic [4Fe-4S] assembly targeting complex. Bases 20 to 2218 code for a protein of 732 amino acids.